Asparagus officinalis (garden asparagus) is the source of this 1921-nucleotide messenger RNA. Its product is annotated as CMP-sialic acid transporter 4-like. The transcript is spliced from 16 exons. NCBI's taxonomy places the organism in Eukaryota, Viridiplantae, Streptophyta, Magnoliopsida, Asparagales, Asparagaceae. Gene Ontology annotation, cellular component: Golgi membrane. Bases 319 to 1539 code for a protein of 406 amino acids. The record is from RefSeq and is a predicted model, not a curated record. Gene Ontology annotation, biological process: pyrimidine nucleotide-sugar transmembrane transport. Gene Ontology annotation, molecular function: pyrimidine nucleotide-sugar transmembrane transporter activity.
AGGUCGCACGAAAAGACGAUUGUUGUUGUUGUUAUGAUGUAAAAUUUAAGCAAAGGAAACGCUUUAAGAUUUUAUCUAUUUAUAAACUCAUUGUCCUCUCUCUCAAUAUUUCUCAUAAUUUCCUUUCUAUUUUCGGCAUCUAGAUCUCGCAAAAAAGAAUUCUUUAAUUCUUCGAACGGCUUCAGCUGUCCUAUUUUGAGAAUUUGAGAUCUCGUCGUCGGCGGUAUUGGAUCCAGUUUUGGCUCGAGAUCUAUGAUCCGGAUCUGAGAAAUUAAAUUUGGGUAUAAUCGUUCAACGGGCAAAGGCCUGUGAUUAGAGAUGCCUAAUAAGAACGGGAUGGUAGAAUGCAGCGUCUGCCAUUCUAAAUUGCUGGUGCCGAGCCCCAGGGCCAUCUCGAAGGCAUAUGACAGGCACAGAAGCAAGAUAUCGAAGAAGUACCGGGCCUUGAACUUCCUUCUGGUUGUAGGAGACUGCAUCUUGGUUGGGCUUCAGCCAAUUCUAGUUUACAUGUCUAAGGUUGAUGGGAAAUUCAAGUUCAGUCCCAUCGGUGUUAAUUUCUUGACAGAAGCUGCAAAGGUUCUUUUUGCCAUAGUCAUGCUAUUGUUCCAGGCUAGACGUCAAAAGGUUGGAGAGAAACCUCUUCUUUCAGUUUCUACAUUGACACAGGCUGCUCGAAAUAAUGUUCUUCUUGCAGUUCCUGCUCUUCUAUACGCCGUCAACAAUUAUUUAAAGUUUAUCAUGCAGUUAUACUUCAAUCCUGCAACUGUGAAAAUGUUGAGCAACCUAAAGGUUUUGGUUAUUGCUGUCCUUUUAAAGAUGGUCAUGAGAAGGCGCUUUUCCAUAAUUCAGUGGGAAGCUCUUGCCCUCUUGCUUAUUGGGAUCAGUGUUAAUCAACUUCGUUCACAACCAGGCGGUACUACUGCACUUGAUCUUCCGGUUGCAACGAUUGCUUACUUCUACACAUUGAUAUUUGUAACAGUGCCAUCAAUGGCGUCUGUCUACAAUGAAUAUGCGUUGAAAAGCCAGUUUGAUACAAGUAUUUACCUUCAGAACCUAUUUCUAUAUGGCUAUGGUGCCAUAUUCAACUUUCUUGCCAUUGUUGGAAUUGCGAUAUUUAAAGGGCCCAGCAGCUUUGAUAUCCUUCAAGGCCACUCAAAGGCCACAAUGCUACUCAUAUUGAAUAAUGCAGCACAAGGCAUACUAUCCUCAUUCUUUUUCAAAUAUGCAGAUACAAUUUUGAAGAAAUAUUCAUCAACUGUCGCGACCAUUUUUACUGGGAUAGCAUCUGCUGUAUUAUUUGGCCAUCCUCUGACUGCAAACUUUAUGCUGGGGAUUUCAAUAGUGUUUAUAUCGAUGCAUCAGUUCUUUUCACCACUUGCGAAAGUUAAAGACAAUGCUCCAAACGGAACACUAGAAGCGCUCGAUGCUCAAAAUAGCAGAUCCAUGGAUGCUUCCUUCUUAGAUAUGACUGCUGGUGCCACUGAGGAUGCUAGCCAUCGUGUAGUGCAUGAUGAGAGGAAACCCCUUCUGCCCACUUGAUGUCACUCCGAAGGAACUUUGAGGUACUAUGUUUUCUGCGACAGGAAAAUUUUGGAGAUUAUUUUGACUAGACCUGGUACAAACCUAACCAGUUCUAGGCACAAUAAAUAACAUACUUUGCUUCAGAUGGAGUACAGAUUUAUAUUCUUUGCUCAUCCUUCCAUCCGAUAUCUUAUAGAUGGAGAGCGAUGAAGUUGAAAGACAAUGUAUCAUGUCCAAGCGAUAUAAUCUUUGACCUCACAUCAAUUUUUGCUCGCAGCGAUUUCUAUGUUUUAUACCCUACAUUUAAUUUGCUUUUGGCGCUUUAGAUUUUACUUGUAAUAUUGGAAUGUACAUCAACCCUAUUCUUUUAAUUAUACAAAUACUGGAUUUUUUUUAUUCA